ACUGAGUGUGUGCGCACGCGCCGCCCGCCCUGCCCACCGCCCGCCCUCAAUAUGCGCAUUCACAUGACAAAGUUCAUGAGAAACGCUUGUGUUCCGAGUACAAUAAUCUAUUUAUUACAUUACAGUACAUUUCACAAUAAUUUACAAAAUUAAUAAUACUGAAAUAUAAUUUAUAUUUUUAUACGCAUUUGUUUUGUAAACUGAAGUUAGUGUUUAAAAGUUAACUAUGGGCAUGAUUUCCCGAGUGCGUGGUAGAAUUAGGAGUGACUCUUUCUCGAAGAUUCAACUCAAAUCGGAGGACAAAAUUGCUAAUAUUGUAUGGCUGAUCUCAAUAGUAUUCCUGUUGCCGUACUGGGCGCCCCGAGGCUUGCUAGUAGCGCUGGGCGGCGCGUGGCUCAUGGCUGCCUACACCUGCCUGGUGGUACCGCUGCUGAUCUCCGCAAACUACCGCUACCCCGCGCGGUGGUACCCCGCCGUUGCGAAAACCGCGCGAAAGAUAGGCAGACGUCUUCGAGCGCCGGUCGUACGUCUGCUAGGCGUGCUGAAAACCGUGUAUGCGCCCAUUGAGCGCGCUGAGCGGCUGUUCCUAACGAUGAGCAAUCUUUCCACUAUGAUUGGACAGUUACUCAUAUUCACGGCGUGCGAUCGGCUGCUAGUGUACCGAGGGCGACUGACAUGUCUUUACUCACUGAUGUUCUACAAUGUCGUCACCUAUUCCGUCAACUACGUACGCGAGAUAUGUACCAAAGAGGACUGGUCUCCAUACGUGAACUUGACUCCGAACUCCCGCGUCAAACACCUCGCCAUGUCCGCGACUAAAAUAGUCUUGGAAUGGACCAAAGCCGUGACUUUCAUAGUGACAAUAACCUUCAUACUCCUCACGUUAGGUUUGGAGCAAGGUUUGGAAUACUUCCGUCCCACAGCACUGUACACACUCAUGACUGGUACAUAUUAUUUGCUAUCAGAGAAAACGUUCUUGGAGCUUUGGCCUAUUGCAGUGACAGCGUUAAAAUUGGAGAGGCUUGAAGGAAUGGAAGUGUUGUACUGCGGAUUUUGGGCUAGGGCGAUUACCACAGCUAUAGCGAUCCCUCUGGUGCCAGCACUGAUGUGGAAUGAGAGAUGGAGAUUAGCCGUGUUGAUUUUAUACUUUUGUGUUAUCGUACACGGGCGUUACAGGCUUGGUGAAGCAUUUUCCAAGUUGAAAGAAGCUCAGGGUUCGCUGGCAAGGUUUCGUCGUGCGACCGCUGAAGAACUGUCCACUUUAGAGGACGUCUGCGCAGUGUGCCUUGGGACCAUGAAGUCCGCCAGAGUGACACCGUGCGCUCACUUCUUCCACGCAGAUUGUUUGAGAAAAUGUCUCGCCACUAACGACAGAUGCCCGAUCUGUGUACGUGAAUAUGUAUUUUAUUGACGAUUUGAAGAGGAUUUCGGAUAAGACUGCUGGUUUAGCUUGUAGUUAUGUAACAUUCUAACGUGAAUUAGUUAUUGGUGUAAUUGUGUAUAAAACUUAAACGAAACAAAAUUAAAGCAUCGUAUUUUCAAUAAUUUUCUCACCGAGCUGGGUAGCCUGCUUAAAUUUUGGAGUGAGCUCGACUAGUUGGGAGCUGCACCGAACGGAUUAUACACCAGCGAUACAGACUUAAACAACUGAGAAAUUUUUAUUGCAGAUGCUAUAUAGCUGCCUAGGUAGACGUUCAGGUGAUAGUUGUCAAUGUGCAUCCAGCCUAAAUGUUAUAUGUUUAUAACGUUAGGUAAUGGUUACUAAUGUCGUAAUAUACUCUUAAAACUAUAAUGUUAUUAUGUUGGUGGAAAGAUUCUGGCGAUAAGCCGAGUCACGAGAGAUUCCGGUUUUAAACUAGGUUUCUGAAAUUUUAUUGUAGAGUCCGAGAAAGUCACUUUUCUUACUAUAAAAUAUACGUAUAAUCUUACUGAUUUCGCGUAGUUUCAAAGAAAGCCAUUAUUUAUUUAUCAGUCGUUGAAAUACGGCGAAAGAAAUUGUAGGAACACUUAAUAUCUAACAGGUUUGCAAAUAUUUUUGCACCUAUUUUUUUUAAUUUAGUUUUAUUAUGUAGGUACCUAAAGUAGAUAUUCUAUUUUACACUAUAGAAUAGGCAGGUAUAGGAAAAAAUAUACCUAAGAAAGGUGCCGAUUUGCCCGUAUGGUAGGUACCUACUUACCUAUUUACUGUAAUUUAUCGAGUAAGUACUAAAAUUUUACUUGGGUGGUUAAAAAAGUUUAUUUUGCAAUGCAAUGUAAAUUAUGUCCUCAGUCUCACUUUCAUCCAUUUUGAAAUUGUAGUUUUAUUGGACGCAGACAAAUUAUUGCAGGAUCCCAUGCUAAUAAUUAUUUUUAAUUUUUUUACUGUAGUUAUGUUUUAAUCAAGUUACACUAAAUAUGCCACUUAUAUUAAAAUUUUAUAUUUUUAUAAAACACUUCUUAAAUAAGUACUUACCUACUUAGUACCUAUUAGUAAAUAAAUAAAAUUGUGGAAAUCAAAUUAAUGUUCUUCAGUUCAUAUUUUCAGAAACCAAGAAUCUAAAUAAUAUUUUUAUACUUAAUAUAAAUAAUUUUAAUUAAAUAUACUUUUGAGUCAA
Molecule: messenger RNA, 2594 nt
Organism: Maniola jurtina (meadow brown)
Lineage: Eukaryota; Metazoa; Arthropoda; Insecta; Lepidoptera; Nymphalidae
Exons: 4
Coding region: 227-1411 (394 amino acids)
Biological process (GO): ubiquitin-dependent protein catabolic process; protein ubiquitination
Cellular component (GO): cytosol; ubiquitin ligase complex
Molecular function (GO): ubiquitin protein ligase activity
Source: RefSeq, a predicted model, not a curated record